AUGCCGACAGAUCUGUUGAUCGCCGUGGGGAGUUUCCACUUCGUCAUGGUGGCCUCUUCAGUAUCGGUUGCCAUGAACCCACCACCAGCAAGAGAAGAUAAGAAGUUUUCUGGUCCAAACUCUAACGUACCUAUUUUCAACGGAGACCAUCCCGGUGCUCUUCCAUGUCAUACUGGUAUGCCUAUGCAGCUGCAUUGCUCGGCCAUUGCGUCAGCAACGGAGCAGAACAUUGGUACAGACCGAGUCAUGGGUGAAAAGGGAUAG
Molecule: messenger RNA, 264 nt
Organism: Podospora pseudocomata
Lineage: Eukaryota; Fungi; Ascomycota; Sordariomycetes; Sordariales; Podosporaceae
Exons: 2
Coding region: 1-264 (87 amino acids)
Source: RefSeq, a predicted model, not a curated record